AGCAGUGCACAUCUACCCACGGCACGAGCCUCUUUCAAAGCAGUAAAAUUCAGCCAUCACAAGCUCCGUCCGCGUUUUGGGUUCCUUUUUUUCAUGUACUCCUCGCCAUUUUAAUCCAAUUUUAAUUUGACGUUUGUGUGUGUAUUUUUUUCUUUGGGAGUGCAGCUUUCAUUCUCCACUGAGCCUUUUCAAUGUAUAAAAUGGAGUAUUCUUACCUCAAUUCCUCUGCCUACGAGUCCUGUAUGGCCGGAAUGGACACAUCGAGCCUGGCGUCAGCCUAUGCGGACUUCAGCUCUUGCAGCCAAGCCAGUGGCUUUCAGUACAACCCCAUCAGGACGACAUUUGGGGCAACCUCCGGGUGUCCUUCGCUUACACCGGGCUCCUGUAGUCUGGGCACCCUGCGGGACCACCAGAGCAGUCCGUACGCCGCAGUUCCCUACAAGCUUUUCACAGACCACGGAGGUUUGAACGAGAAACGGAAGCAGAGACGCAUUCGGACAACAUUCACCAGCGCUCAGCUGAAAGAGCUGGAGCGUGUUUUUGCUGAAACUCACUACCCAGACAUUUACACACGAGAGGAACUCGCAUUAAAGAUUGAUCUUACAGAGGCUCGAGUACAGGUGUGGUUCCAGAACAGGCGAGCCAAAUUUCGCAAACAAGAGCGCGCCGCUGCCGCAGCAGCUGCAGCAGCAAAGAACGGAUCUGGGAAGAAAGCAGACUCUCGAGAAGAGGACAGCAAAGAGGCAAAAGCUACUGAUCCCGAUAGCACUGGUGGUCCCGGGCCUAACCCAAACCCUUCUUCUAACUGUAGUGGACCUAGUCCCACCGGAGGACAGGUCAGCGCCACAGGGAACGGGCCGAUUGAACAAGUGAAGACGUCAGUGGCUGGUAUGGGGGGCACUGCGUCAAGUCAAGGUUGGGCUUCAGCCCCCGGCACCAUCACCUCCAUUCCGGACUCUCUGGGCGGACCGUUCGCUAGUGUACUUUCUUCGUUACAAAGACAGAACGUAGCCAAAGCCACGUUAGUAAAGACCAGCAUGUUCUAAGUUAGUGUUUGAUGCAGACAACACAGAGACGGCAGUGAUAUUCAGCAAACAAACUCGAGUUUACUCCAGUGACUGAUACCAUUAAAAAAGAGAAGUGAAUGCCAAAAGAAGGACUCGCUGUUGAGAAAAAACAUUCUUGUCGCCAACUGACUACUUUCGAUGCCAUUGGUUUACACCAAAAGCUGGAUAAUAGUAUCAUGCACAUUAUGCUAUCAUUCUGACUUUAACCGGACAUUUUCGUUAUGGCUGUGGUCAACUAUCAUGUUUAUGUAAAUGUACCAAUAGACUGCAAGGCGCGCGUCAUCUGCAAAUAACAUUUACGAAGGACUCAUGACAAUACAAUGUCAUUAUACACGUCAUUAUAUCUUGGCGCCAUACUUAUUUGUUUACAUUGACUCUAACCGUACCAAUAGCGUAAGUUACAUGUCUGCAUCACAGAAUACUGCCAAAUGAGGCAUCUGUUAUAUAUUUUUACCUAUAAAUUUACCAGGCCUUAGAGCCAGAGGCUCUGCGAAAUUUCAUCUACAUAUUUACUAUUAAUCUAAGGCGAAUUGUUCUUCAAAACGGCACAAGUACAUACUUCACUGUUGACAGGAAUACGUAAACGUUUUGUGUGUCUUUCUACAGCUGUGUUUUUGUGGCUCAAAUUGUAUAGUGUUAAAGCGUAUUGACGUCUAGAUAAGCAUUAGACCACAUCCCCCUUGUAGUUCAGCGAGUCGUUAUAAUGUUUUACAAGUUACAACUGGCGCAUUCGUUUAAGGGAAUGGAUGCAAAACAUUGUAUUUAUUUUCUAUAUUAUUUGCAUGUUGUCUUCUCCGUCCAAUUUUAUAAUGAGUUCACCUAUUUUGUGAGCAUAAUGUAACGUUUUUUGUCCAGGAUUUGAGAAUUAUUUAUAUGUAGGUAAUGGAUGCUUAUAUUUAAGAAGGAAAUAUUUCUACAUGUGCACAUA
This is a messenger RNA of Triplophysa dalaica, 1995 nucleotides long. It is a transcript of the gene phox2bb, whose product is annotated as paired like homeobox 2Bb. Gene Ontology annotation, biological process: regulation of transcription by RNA polymerase II. Gene Ontology annotation, molecular function: RNA polymerase II transcription regulatory region sequence-specific DNA binding; DNA-binding transcription factor activity, RNA polymerase II-specific. NCBI's taxonomy places the organism in Eukaryota, Metazoa, Chordata, Actinopteri, Cypriniformes, Nemacheilidae. The record is from RefSeq and is a predicted model, not a curated record. The transcript is spliced from 3 exons. Bases 192 to 1046 code for a protein of 284 amino acids.